UUCUAUUCAACCUUGUUGCAGUAAUAGUACCAGUUAAUGCUGUUCCUCUCCUCUCUCUCUCCCUCCCUCCCUCCCUCUCUCGUCUCUCUGUGUGUACACACAAACAUACCACAGCUUUCCUGCAGUUCACGCUAAAGUCACAUGAAACUGAGGCAGUGGAAUAGCGGGAAAUUGGCCUGUUGAUGUCAAAAGGCCUUAUUAUGCUCACCAGAAUACUGAUUCUAUAAAGUAAGGGAGAAUUUUGAUUAUGCGGAUAUGUCAAGUAAGGUGGUAGGUUGCUUUGUCAUCCACCAUCAUGGAGAGCAACGAAAGGAAUACAGAGAACAUGUUUCCAAAUGGAGAUGUUUAUUUAGGUGAAUUAAAAGGGAUGCUACCUCAUGGAAAUGGUAGAUACACUUGGUCGAAUGGAACAGUUUAUGACGGUGAUUGGGACAGUGGAAAUCUGACUGGUAAGGGAAAGAUUAUUUGGCCUUCUGGGGCAUCUUAUGAGGGUGAUUUCUCCAGGGGUUAUUUUCAUGGUUGUGGAACUUUAAUUAGUUCAAACGGUUCUGUUUACAAAGGCUCCUGGAAGUUGAAUGUUCAGCACGGGAUUGGAGAAAAACAGUACCAAAACUCAGAUGUUUACGAAGGUUUAUGGAAAGAGGGGAUACAUGAAGGCAGCGGUAGAUAUGCUUGGAGUAACGGUGACAUUUAUAUUGGUACCUGGAAAUCAGGUAAAAUGUGUGGUAGAGGGGUUAUGCAAUGGUCGAAUGGCGAUCUCUUUGAUGGCUUUUGGUUAAAUGGGUUAAGGCAUGGGUCUGGUUUCUAUAGGUUUGAAGAUGGAGGUUACUAUUUUGGGACAUGGACCAAAGGCGUAAAGGAUGGAAGAGGUCAGUUCUAUCCGGCAGGAAGUAAACGCCCAUCUCUCUCGAAAUGGUGUAGCUUUGGGUUGCACGAUGAUGAUAAGGAGGGAUCAAUCUCUCGUAGUUCAUCUAUCAAGUCAGAAUGCAGGGCUAUUAAACCUAAGGUUAAUCGCAGUCUUUCUGAGAAGUUCUCAUUUGAUGGAUUUUUUAGGGGUUCAGGUCGUAUAUCACAUAAGAGUAUAUCAUUGGAGGAGAAUUGGAGCCUUAGUCAUUCUAUGAGAGAAGCUGCACACUGCCACACAUCCUGCUUGUUAUCUAGUAAAUCUGAUAAAUUUCAAAAUGAGGUGCAGAAUAGUGGUUCUGUAGUUUAUGAAAGAGAAUACAUGCAAGGGGUUUUGAUCAAACAAAGAGUUAUAAAUAGUGAAGGUCUUUCUAACAGUAGUAAAGAACGGUCUAAGACAAAGGAAGCAAAAAUAAAGUCGUGUGCGAACACAUAUGAAGACCAAAGAAGCUAUUUUUUGAUGCUGAAUCUGCAACUUGGCAUUAGGUAUACUGUUGGAAAGAUUACGCCGGUGCCUGUGCGUGAAGUGCGAUCCUCUGAUUUCGGAGAGCAGGCUAGAAUAAGAAUGUAUUUUCCUAGAAGGGGAUCCCAAACAACUCCACCACAUUACUCCCUUGAUUUUUACUGGACGGAUUACUGCCCUAUGGUUUUUCGGAAUUUGAGGGCGAUGUUCAAGCUAGAUGCUGCUGAAUACAUGAUGUCAAUAUGUGGAUAUGAUGGCUUAAGAGAGAUUUCUUCACCCGGAAAAAGUGGCAGCAUUUUCUAUCUCUCUCACGAUGACAGAUUUGUGAUUAAAACCUUGAAAAGAUCCGAGCUGAAGGUUCUACUUAAGAUGCUACCUAGCUACUAUGAUAAUGUGAAGGAGCACGAAAACACCCUUAUAACAAAGUUUUUUGGAGUUCACCAAAUAGCAUGGAAGGCUGGACGAAAGAUACGCUUUGUUGUCAUGGGGAAUAUGUUCUGCACUGAAUUGCGUAUACAUCGUCGUUAUGACCUGAAGGGUUCAUAUCAAGGAAGAGUUACCAGUAAAGUUGAGAUUACAGAAAAUACCACAUUUAAAGACCUCGAUCUGCCUUAUGAAUUCCACAUGGACAAACUGUUGCGUGAGUCACUUAUGAAACAAAUAUCCCUCGACUGCAUGUUCCUGGAGUCUCAGCAAAUUAUUGAUUAUAGCCUUCUACUGGGGUUACAUUUCCGAGCUCCUGAGCAUCUGAAAGCCCUUUUGGAAACUCCAGGAUCCUUGCACAAGCCAGAGCAUACAUUUGCUAAGCAUGGCGCAAUCUCCCAGAAUGAACUAUUGAUACCUCCAAAGGGACUUCUACUUGUGACCCAUGAACCCAACUUCGUAAGCACUCAACCAGGUCCUCACAUUAGAGGAAAUACUUUGAGAGCAUUUUCUGUGGGUGAGCAGGAGGUGGACCUUCUUUUGCCUGGUACUGCAAGAUUACGAGUCCAAUUAGGAGUGAACAUGCCAGCUCAAGCCAACCACAAGCUUCAGCAGGAUGGCGACGAUUCAUCAGAAGCUGAACUUUUUGAGGUUUAUGAUGUGGUUCUCUAUCUCGGCAUAAUUGAUAUACUGCAAGAAUACAACCUGAAAAAGAAACUGGAACAUACAUAUAAAUCAUUGCAAUACGACCCUAUGUCAAUAUCUGUCAUCGAACCCAAGUUAUAUUCAAAACGCUUCAUAAAUUUUCUCGAAAGAGUCUUCCCACUUGAGCCUUAAGAUGAGUAGUACUCUUCCUCUUCAUCCAUAUCUAAUUCUGCAUCUCUUGCUGUAUUUUCUUAGGGGCCGUUUGGUUCAUGGUUAACGAGCCCAGUUAACGGGAAUUGGAACCUCAUCCCCAUACAUCGUGUUUCGAUUGGCAAAAUUUUUGUGUGAAAUGGGAACCUCAUUCCCUCCACAUCCCUUGGGUUACCCUUUCCCAUACCCCCAUUCCCGUACCUCUUAUUCGCAUUCCCGAUUCCCAUUCCCACCAACCAUCCAAACACCCCCUUAGUCUUUUGCAGCAUGUAGGCCCAAUUUACAAGCUGUUAGCAUUCUGGGGUUUUAUGUAUAUCAAUAAUUCAUGAUAAAUACAUGCAUGCACCACUGAGUGUUGCAGCAGUUUGUCUGGUGAGAUUGUCUAAUUUUAAGCUCUGUUUCAUAUACCAACAACAUGGUGCUCAGCAAAUUAUAUCUUAGUCUUAUCUGUUGAGUGAAAAUAGGUAAAUGGCCUGUAUAUUCAUUUAUAUUUGUCUUUAUUAAGUGUUUCCGUGA
Messenger RNA from Daucus carota subsp. sativus, 3160 nucleotides. Its product is annotated as phosphatidylinositol 4-phosphate 5-kinase 7. The record is from RefSeq and is a predicted model, not a curated record. The transcript has 11 exons. Lineage: Eukaryota; Viridiplantae; Streptophyta; Magnoliopsida; Apiales; Apiaceae. Bases 296 to 2626 code for a protein of 776 amino acids. Gene Ontology annotation, cellular component: plasma membrane. Gene Ontology annotation, biological process: phosphatidylinositol phosphate biosynthetic process. Gene Ontology annotation, molecular function: ATP binding; 1-phosphatidylinositol-4-phosphate 5-kinase activity.